Messenger RNA from Nicotiana attenuata, 2639 nucleotides. RefSeq lists its product as uncharacterized. The transcript is spliced from 16 exons. NCBI's taxonomy places the organism in Eukaryota, Viridiplantae, Streptophyta, Magnoliopsida, Solanales, Solanaceae. The record is from RefSeq and is a predicted model, not a curated record. The coding region runs from base 72 to 2345 and encodes 757 amino acids. Gene Ontology annotation, molecular function: protein binding.
AGUUUCCCCCGCCGUUUAUAUAGAGGCAGUGAAGUUCCAAGAGCAAAAAAGAAAAGGAGACUAUAGAGAGUAUGGCUAUGGCUCUUCGAGUUAGACGCCUGAAAGAAGCUUAUAGGCUUCUCCCUCUCAUUUCUCCUGGCAAUAUACUCGUAAAGGAGAGCAAUUUGCUUCCGCCUCUUUUGAAUUUAUCAUGUGCAGACAUCAAUACAAAGUGUGGAUAUAUAUUUCAUCAGGAUCAGAGGUAUUCAACUACUAUAUCAGAAGCAGUGCCAGAAGAGCCUGUUGUACAACUCGAUUUCCCUUCCUUCAUUAAGUCUGCUAUUGAUAAGCCUGAAGGCCCUUCUCAUUGUUGGUUAAAUGGAAUUCCGGAUAAGAAAUUUUUGAAAGAUGGCAUCUUCCUAGUGCUCGUAACUGGAUUCCUAGAUAGUUCUUCAAUCACCGAGGCAAACUUUGUUAGCAUGCUUGAGAAAGUGAAGUUUCUCCAGCAGAGAUAUCCUUUCCUUCAAAUAAUUGGUUACCAGGGUAUCGAGAAGAUCCCACUUUGCUCCAGUGAUGUAUGCUCACAUCUGCUUGGGAGAACCUUGAAGGGAAACAUUGCUUUUCCUCUUCUGCUAUCUUACAAGGAUGUUCUGGAGAUUGCUAGUGAGGCCUGCUAUGUGAUGUUUAAAGGUUUGAAGAGUCCUUCAAUCUAUUAUGGGAACGAUGCAGAAAUGGUGAUUCUAGACAAAGCAAUCAAGGAUUUCAGAGCGCAAGAGAGUGAGGCCCCUAAGAUCCUGACAAGCACAUGGGUAAAGCCAACUGAUGAAUUCAAGGAACCACCUCUCUGUUUCCCCUUGCGAAACCUGUUUCUUUACUUUCCAGGUGGUAUUUCAGUUGAUGAGAGUGGCAAUCGCCUUUUCCUUUCUGACUCCAAUCACCAUAGAGUUAUUGUACUAGAUGGCAAUGGAAUGAUUUUAGACUCUAUUGGUUCUUCUCCUGGUCAUGAAGAUGGAGAAUUUGAAUAUGCGAAGUUAAAGCGUCCGGCAGCUUCUUUUUAUCAUGCCGCUGAGGACUGCCUAUACCUUGUGGACUCGGAGAAUCAUGCUAUUAGGAGAGCUGAUAUGGGGAGGAGGGUUGUGGAGACUUUGUACCCAAGAAGCAAAACAAAUAAAAAUAGUAGCAUUUGGAGCUGGAUAUUGGGGAAGCUUUGGCCUGGAAACGAUCUAAAUGCACAGUCUGAAGAAUUGCAGCCGGACACAUUGCUGUUUCCGUGGCACAUGCUGAAUUCUCCAAAUGGCGAUCUCCUCAUUUUAAACCGCAGCUGCGAGACAUUGUGGAUCAUGGAUUUAGCCUCUGGUGUUAUCAGAGAGGUUGUUAAAGGAUUUUCAAAUAUUUUGGAGAUCUGUGAGCCAUUGAUCCUGGAGAAGUCUACGCUUUUGAAUCAAAUGCCUAGUGAUUGGUUGCAGCAGCAAGGAGAUGCAAAUUACUCAUCAAAGAGAAUUCCAUAUCUUGAGCUUAUGUCUUCUGUCACAACUUUUCAGGAUCAGAUGCUCAUCUGUGAUACAGUUGGUCAGACUGUAUUAAAACUCAAUAGAGACUCGGGUUCUAUAUCAAGCUUCCAGAUCUCUAAUUUGGGGAUCCUUGGGUUUCCUUACUGGUCCUCAUCUCCUCUUGAACGAGUAUGUGCUGCUGAUGAAGCAUUGGCAGCAAAUCCCAUGGAUCACCUAGAAUCUUUCAACUUGUUGCCAGGUAGAGUUGACAUACGCCUGAAUGUAGAUAUUCCAGAAUAUGUUGAUCUAAUCGAACCACUGAGUGAAAAUUGCGUAUGGAGGCAAGUUAGAGGGGCAGCAACUGAAAUAUCCGAGGCAGACAGCACAAUUACGUCUUCAGAAAAGGUUGGUGUUGCUCAGCAAUGGUAUGAUGAAAUUGACCACCUUGCCUUUUCAACACCGGAAAUAGAAUCAGCCAUAGAAGAGGUAAGUGUGAGUCGUGGUGAAGAAAUUCCACAAGGGAAAAUCGAGAUCAGUUGCUCCAUUAAUACAAGUCCUGGAACAAGCGAGGUUAUCAUUUGUGCUGCAGCAUAUUUGAGACUGAAAAAGGAUACAGAUGUCUGUAGUGAAAGUAGACAGAGGAAAGCAGCCAGGAUAGCAGAUCUGUUGAAUCAGGGGAGGACAAGGGUAAGCAGAGAUGUUAUAGUCCAGUUCUUGCUGACAUCAAAAAGAGAUCUAGAAGAAGUCAUCAUAACGAGACCUAUACAUGUGAGACUCAAGUUUGAUUGUCCAAACCACCCAAAAGCAGAUAAUUCCAAAGAUAUAAUUUUGACUGACACCUCUUUAAAUGUGAAUGUUGCUCUGAGUAACAUCUAACAACUAGUGUAUGGAUGACUCUUAAUGAUAUCUAUGCCUCAUCAUCUUGAAGGCCAAAUUGUGCACACCUCGACUAUUUCACCAGUACAGGUAUCGGAUAACUCCGAUCUGUGCUCAUUAUUUUGUAUGAAUAUGUGAGUUGUUUGUUCUAUUUUCUAGUGGCUUUUCUAUCAAUGUAUUAGUAUGUUGUUAUAUUCCUAGACGAUGUACCGUUUUCUUCUGUUUAGUCGACUCCAUAAUAUCUGUAUGAAGCUGUAAAAUUAAUAGUUCUACUAUGGAGAAAACCUUUCCCUC